AUGGCUCCUCAAAUCCCUGAGAAGCAGUGGGCGCAAGUCGUCCAAAAGAAAGGCGGCCCACCAAUCUACAAGGAAAUCCCCGUUCCCAAGCCCGGCCCCGAUGAAGUGCUAGUGAACAUCAAGUACUCCGGCGUCUGCCACACCGACCUACACGCCAUGAAGGGCGAUUGGCCUCUUCCUCUCAAGAUGCCUCUGGUCGGUGGCCACGAAGGUGCUGGUAUCGUCGUCGCCAAGGGUGAACUGGCCGAAGGCGUCGAGAUCGGCGAUCACGCUGGUAUCAAGUGGUUGAACGGAUCCUGCCUGUCGUGCGAGUACUGCAAGACCUCCGAUGAACCACUUUGCGCUACCCCACAGCUCUCGGGUUACACCGUCGACGGUACAUUCCAGCAGUACGCCAUUGGCAAGGCUGCCCACGUUACGGUCCUGCCGAAGGAUAUCCCUCUCGAUGGGAUUGCGCCGAUUCUUUGUGCUGGACUUACGGUUUACAAGGGACUGAAGGAGUCGAAUGCUCGCCCUGGUCAGACUGUUGCGAUUGUUGGCGCUGGUGGUGGUCUCGGCGCGAUGGCUCAGCAAUUUGCCAAGGCGAUGGGACUGCGCGUUGUUGCUAUCGAUGGUGGUGAUGAGAAGCGUGCCGUGUGCGAGCAGCUUGGCUCGGAGGUCUACAUUGACUUCUCCAAGUCGAAGGAUCUCGUCGCCGGCGUCAAGGCUGCUACCCCCGAUGGACUGGGUGCUCACGCUGUGAUCCUGCUCGCCGUCUCUGAGAAGCCCUUCCAGCAGGCUGUUGAAUACUCCCGUCCCCGCGGUACAAUCGUCGCCAUCGGUAUGCCGGCCAAUGCAUUCCUGAAGGCCCCUGUCUUCGAGACCGUCGUCAAGAUGAUCACCAUCAAGGGCAGUUACGUGGGUAACCGCCAGGAUGCUGCAGAGGCGGUCGACUUUUAUGCUCGUGGCUUGAUCCACGCACCAUUUAAGACCGUUCCUCUUGAGGAGCUUCCUAAGGUGUUUGAGCUGAUGGAGGAAGGAAAGAUUGCCGGUCGUUAUGUUCUCAAGAUGCCGGAGUAA
Penicillium subrubescens is the source of this 1059-nucleotide messenger RNA. RefSeq names its product zinc-dependent alcohol dehydrogenase. The transcript is spliced from 3 exons. Gene Ontology annotation, molecular function: zinc ion binding; oxidoreductase activity. The coding region runs from base 1 to 1059 and encodes 352 amino acids. The record is from RefSeq and is a predicted model, not a curated record. NCBI's taxonomy places the organism in Eukaryota, Fungi, Ascomycota, Eurotiomycetes, Eurotiales, Aspergillaceae.